AUGCGUCCUAAUCUUGCUCUCCUUUCACUGAGCAUUCUUAUAAGCUCAGUGGCAGAUUAUGCCCAGGCCGCCAAAACCUGCCAACCCUGCCAUGGACCCUGCGCGGCCGCUGUACGCCCAGGCACCUCAUUCAACCAGAACCACGACACGGCAGCCGACUGCAUUGCGUUUCUAAGCGGAAGUGGGAGUAUUCCUGACGACAACAGUCAGCCCGACCUCCUCGGUGUUGACGACUCCAGGUAUUUCUUCAACCCCAGAUACUUCGCCAUCUUUACUUCGACCCCCGCCUCCUCUGGAACAGCCACUGUCUCUUCUGAGCUCGCGACUACGCCAUCAUCCGAAUCAUCUACACCAUCCGAAUCAUCAACUACCCCUCCCGAAUCUAGUUCUGGAUCUACUACUACACCUGAGCCUACUUCCACGCCCGGAUCUACCUCUUCGCCUGGAUCUGCUUCUAUACCCGAGUCUACUUCCACACCCGAGCCUACUACUACACCUGAAUCUACUUCCGCACCCGAGCCUACUUCCACGCCUGGAUCUACAACUAUAGCUCAAUCUACCACCGCGCCUGAGUCCACUGCCAGCUCAACGCCUACUUCUACACCUGAGUCUACCUCUAUACCUCAAUCUACUACCGUGCCUGAAUCUACCUCUACCGCGCACGAGUCCACUACCAGCUCAACGUCAACAUUGGCAACUGUGCCAACUGGGUUCCCCCGUAUUAUCGCGACCGAUGUCAUCGGCGGUGCCUCUCGCGAACUGAAGCUCGUCAAGCAAACGACUACCUUCUACCUCACCUACGCCGCCACUGCCACGCAAUACGCUCCUGCCAACGGCGUGCCUUAUUUCUUGGACCAUGUCACGGGCCGUUUGUCCAUUACCCUCUCGCCUGGCUUAACCGGCGAUGUCCAAACGUACUUUUUCACCUAUAAUACUCCUCUACCUAAUGGCAGUGGUUAUAUCGGCCAAUGGAUGCUCGCAUCAGACAUCGCUGCUACUGCCAACAAGCGCUACGUUCGUUGCACGCGCAACACUAGUGGCCAGUUGACCUGUCUCUCUGAAGCUGAUUCGGCCCUCUUGUUCCUCCGCACUGCUACUGCUUCCAAUGUCUACAUUGGAAACCCUCCGGCCGCAGGAAACUCCGUUGCUUUAACUCUGUCAUUGCCUCUUGCCUAA
This is a messenger RNA of Clonostachys rhizophaga, 1176 nucleotides long. The record is from the annotation of a GenBank genome assembly. NCBI's taxonomy places the organism in Eukaryota, Fungi, Ascomycota, Sordariomycetes, Hypocreales, Bionectriaceae.